CAACUCGCAGGUCUUUCAGCCUUAUGUGUUGCGAACUCGCCGGAACAGUACAACAGUUAUGAGCCGUCACAGCAUGUUGCUGUCGUCAUCUCCUAUUCGUAUUCCUAGUAGCCGACUUCAUCAGAUCAGAAGGGAGGAAGGAGUGGAUUUAAUGAACAGGGAAACAGCACAUGAAAGGGAAGUGCAAACAGCAAUGCAGAUAAGCCAGUCAUGGGAGGAGAGCUUGAGCCUGAGUGACAAUGACUUGGACAAGUCUGAGAAAUCUUCCUCCCCGAAGAGAAUAGACUUCAUCCCAGUUUCGCCUGCACCGUCACCUACUAGGGGAAUAGGAAAGCAAUGUUUUUCACCAUCGCUGCAAAUGUUUGUGAGCAGUAAUGGAUUACCUCCAAGUCCUAUUCCCAGUCCAACAAGGCGGUUCUCCAGCAGAAGGAGUCAAAGUCCAAUCAACUGUAUCAGGCCCAGUGUUCUUGGCCCUAUUAAAAGAAAAGGUGAAAUGGAAACUGAAAGUCAGCCAAAGAGACUUUUUCAAGGAACAACCAACAUGCUUUCUCCAGAUGUUACACAUCUGACAGAUCUCAGUUCAUGCCUGUCUUCAGAUAUUCUUGAUGGGAGUAGCAGCAGUGUUGGCUCUUCGUCUGAUUCACUGACUAAAGGCAGCAUAACCACAGAGUCUCCAGUAACAUGCUCAAACUCAUGCUCUUCAUUCAUUUUGAUGGAUGAUCUCUCACCUAAGUGACUUAAUCAGUUCUGAGUCAGUGUUUGGCUGUGCUGUUCCCUUGCUGUACUCCUGUACAGAGAAACGAACUCUGAUCCUUGAACCAUUAACACAAGGAUUAAUAUUAAAUGGAAAAAUUAUUGUAACUGUAAUCCUUGGCAACUUUCCAGUGAUUUUGAUUUAUCCAUUUAAUGGACAUGUUAGACCAUAUUAAUGUCUGAUUUUGCGGAUUUAUUUUAUAAGCAAGAUGUCUGCUAAGAUUAUACUAACUUUUUUGCUUUCAAAAACUUGCAUACACUUUUUGAUUCCAAGAUAGGUGUCUACCUAUUAGUGUUGCAAUUUUUAGAAAAAUACUUCUAUCACUAUUGUGGUCACUAUGUCUAGGGAAAUGAUGUGAUUCAGAAGGAUUUGAAAAUAUUAACUUAUUCUCUGGCACUUCUACCAUUAGGUAAAGCUAUUCUAUUUGCUUUUUUUUUUUUCUUCCCUCCCCAAUGACUACCCUCAAAUUCUCUUGCAGAAGGGGAAAAAAAAUGAGAUAUAUAUAUUUUUUUUUUUCCUAGUGCUACCAGUCAUUUCUUUUGAUAGAGAAGACCACUAUGGGUCUGGAAAUCUCACUGUCUUGCAUUUUGAAAAAAAUAGUGACUGGUACUUUUGCCAUCAGUGGAGGAAAUAACAAUGCUCUAUGAACGUGAUUAAAAUAGCUGCAUAGUUCUCUCCCCAGACCCUUCAUCCUACAGAUGAUAUGGAAUUUGGUCAAUUUUCGGAAGCAUUUGACCAAGGAAGAUUAAUCCAUGCCUCGAUCGAAGACAUACAGUGCAAAUAACUAAGUUAUUGAAACUACUGUGUAGGGGAACAUGUAUGGCACCAUCAAUGUCUCCUGUGGCAUUGAGGUCAUAGGUAUUUGUGCCUUAGGGGACAUUGUUACAAAAUUAUGGAAUGUAAACGUGAGGGGUGGGUGGGAAAAGUCCUUUGUGUACAGCUUGUUUAUAGAGUGCUUACCAGAAUCUCUCGUCAGUGCUGCUUUCCUUAGUGUUCCCCUCCAAGGUAUGUGCUCCGUUGCAAGGUGCUGUGGGCAGUCCCAACCAUGCUGUGAGACGGCAGCCUAUAUAAUACCUUUUGAAGCCGCUGUGUACAGCAUUUAUGCCUUUGUUUGUCGUGAGCAGGGCAAACAGCUAAAAUGAACGUUUGAUUUCUAAGGAAAGACUUUGAAGUUUGGAUUGCAUACUAGCUCUGCAAAUUGUUUGACUAAGGAGUUAUAUUUGAGCUAUGAGUAGUCUUGAUACAGUACCUUGGUCAGUCUGAGGUAAGACAAUAGAUAUUUUACUUUUUAAAAAGACUUAACGGGGCAAAAUAAAUCCGUUUGUAAUCUACUGUGUUAUGCUAUUUAUUAUUUAUAACUAUGUAAAAAGUCUGUGGUGAUGAAUUAUAGUAUUUUUUUAUGAUUGAAUAAGUUUUUUAUGUUCAGUAAUUGCUGGCUGGUUUGUAUUUAAUACGCAACAUUGUCUGCCAGAAUCAUAAGCUUCCAUUUUUGAAUGUUUGUAAGUAACAGAAAUGCUUUUGUUAUCUAAAAGUACAACUUCUGAUCUUUUUUGAAAGAAAAUAGCACUGAAUUUAAGGAAAGAUUAUGUGCUUUAAAAGUGGGCACAGUCUCUGGCAAUACUGUCUGGCUAAAAAGGGGAGGGGGCGAGCCAUAGUGUUUUUUUUUCCUGUUCUGAAAAAACUGUCUAGUUUCCAGAAGACAUGUACGUACCAUGUUAUUUUUUAUAAGGUGUUUCCAUUAAACUGUAAGAAGUACCAUAAUGGGCCAACAGUGGCACUUUCAUUUGUAUUACCAUUUUAAUCUGUGGAGCGUUAGUUCCCCACCUCAAAUAAAUGUGCAUAAUGUAAAAAUAUUGUCCAUUGGUGCCAUUUUUAAAUGAGCUCUACAGUAUUGAAUGUUAAUUUUAUUUGUAUCUGCACAGUGCUAUUUCUUGAAUUUUUGAUGUCUUAAAUCGCUUUUUUAUUCAUGCUUGUAUUUUCUCUGCCUCCUUGAUACUAAAAGAAGGCUGCUUUUACAUUUACAAAGUACUGAUAAACAGUCUGUGGUAAAAUUCGACUUGUUAUUUGUGCCCCAGUUCCAUUAUACUAUGCGUUUAUUGGUUCUGUGAGUUAAGAAAUCUGAACCAGGGUGGCAGAAGGGGGAAGCCUAUUGCAUGCUUUCUUAAAACUGAGAAGAGCAUAGUUACUGCUUAUUUUUGGCUGACUUACCUGUACAAUUGCUGUAUUCCAGAUUUGUUUGUCAGUGGAGAGUCUUAUAUAAGUGCUGGCCUUUGUAAACAUUAGAAUGUAAACUUCAUAAAGCAAACGCACAACUAUCA
Struthio camelus australis is the source of this 3072-nucleotide messenger RNA. NCBI's taxonomy places the organism in Eukaryota, Metazoa, Chordata, Aves, Struthioniformes, Struthionidae. The record is from RefSeq and is a predicted model, not a curated record.